ACUCAGGUGGUACGUCAAUACAUUUCGCAAAAAUAUACAUAUUUUUAUCGGUUUGGGAUUUUUUUGUUUAGGGUUUAUUCAGGUUUUUAUUAACGAUUCAGCUGUUUUUUUCUCUCUUUCGAUUAUUAGUUGUUCCAGGUUGUUCAUUGUUUACUUAUAUCGUGACAUAAUGACUGAUUGUAUUUUAGACAUAGUCAAACCAUAAAUUGUUACUAUCGGGAGAGACUAUAUUGGGGGAUUAAUGACCACCUUUUUUUCCCAUUGAUACCUGCUAAUUUUGUAUUAAUUUUGAGCCCCGGCAUGGCGCUCGACCUGGCGAAGGAGAACCUGAAGGGGCUCCUGGGCAACUGGUACCUGGCGGGCCGGGAGCCGUGGCAGGUCGUCUCUGCGACCGCGACCGCGGUGCUGGGCGGGGUCUGGCUGUGGGGGUUCCUGUUCCAGGAGGAGAGCCUGGUGAGCCGGGGCAAGCGGGUGGCGUUCAGGCUCGCGAGGCACAUCCCCGCCGUCGCGCGCCGGAUAGACUCGGAGCUGAGCAAGAUCAACAAGGACUUCCAGGAGGAGGUGAUCCACCGGAACGAGGGCAACCCGUACAUCGUGUCGCUGCCGGAGCAGGGGAAGACCCACCGGGAGAUUGUCGACAUGGUGAAGCUCUACUUGGGGUUCGGUGACUACCGCUGGCAGGACGGCUACGUCUCCGGGGCGGUCUACUACUUCGACGAAGGCCUCAUCCGGCUGCUGACGGACGUGUACGGCCUGGCGUCCUACACCAACCCCCUCCACCCGGACAUAUUCCCCGGCGUGUGCAAGAUGGAGGCGGAGGUGGUGCGCAUGACGGCCGAGCUGUUCCACGGCGGGCCGGCGUCCUGCGGCACGAUGACGACGGGCGGGACGGAGUCCAUCCUGAUGGCCUGCAAGGCGUACCGCGACUACGCCCGGGAGGAGUGGGGCAUCAAGCACCCGGAGAUCGUCCUGCCGACCACGGCGCACCCUGCCUUCGACAAGGCGGGGCUGUACCUCGGGAUCCGCAUCACGCAUGUGCCCGUCGACCCGGAGACGUACAAGGUGGACGUGGGGGCCAUGCGGCGGGCCGUCUCCCGGAACACCAUCCUGCUGGUGGGCUCGACGCCCAACUUCCCGUACGGCACGAUGGACGACAUAGAGGCCGUGGCAGCGCUGGGGCUGCGCAAGCGUGUCCCGGUCCACGUGGACGCGUGCCUCGGGGGCUUCGUGAUCGCCUUCAUGCGCCGCGCGGGCUACAGCGUGCCGCCCUUCGACUUCGCCGUGCCCGGCGUCACCAGCAUAUCGGCCGACACACACAAGUACGGGUUCGCGCCGAAGGGUUCGUCGGUGAUCUUGUACUCGGAGCCCAAGUACAGGCACCACCAGUUCUGCGUGACGACGGACUGGCCCGGCGGCGUUUACGGCUCCCCGACGGUGAACGGCUCCAGGGCUGGAGGCAUCAUAGCAGCCUGCUGGGCGACCAUGAUAUCAUUCGGCCUGGAAGGCUACGUGGACACGACGAAGAAGAUUGUGGAGACCACCCGGUAUAUUGUGAAAAGGCUGAGCGAAAUGGACAGCCUGUUCGUGUUCGGGGAGCCGGCGACGUCGGUGAUCGCGAUCGGCUCGCGGGCGUUCCACAUCUACCGGCUGUCGGACGCGCUGGGGAAGCGCGGCUGGAACCUCAACCCGCUGCAGUACCCGCCGGGCAUCCACCUGUGCGUGACGCACAUGCACACGGCGCCCGGCGUGGCGGAGCGCUUCGUGGCGGACGUGCGUGCCGAGCUGGGGACCAUCAUGCAGGACCCGGGCCGCCAGGUGGACGGCAAGCUGGCCAUGUACGGCAUGAGCCAGGGCAUCCCGGACCGCUCCAUCGUGGGCGACUUCACGCGCUUCUUCCUCGACUCCAUGUACUACACGCCGGCCGGCAGGGGCGAUGGCCCGGCGUAGCCUCUCUCUCUCUCCCUCCCCCUCUAUCCCUCCCCCUCUCUCCCUCCCCCUCUCUCUCUAUCCCUCUCUCCCUCUCUCUCCCUCCUUCCACCGCCCGCCGCCACGUGAAGUACAGCUGAUAUUAACCAUCUAGACGUCGGGAACAAAAUAUCUUACAAAACACCACAUUUACAAGUUUGGUUUUGCUGCAAAAAAAAAAUUGGUAAAAAUGAGAAGUAUCUGAAUUAGGUUAAGAAUUUAAAUACUAUUAAAACAUUAUUUAUGGGUAAAUUUUGAUUUCAGAUUCUUCAACAUCAAGGAAAAACUUAUUCAGUCUUGUUUGAUAACCUGUGUAAAUAAUCUGUUGCACCUGAUCAAGUUAGACCUCGGUACGAGCCUGGCGCAAGGCAGCGUGGAGAUUGCGUUAUGGAAGGCUGCCUGUCUCUUGGCGCUUCCACAUUUGUGCAGGGCUUCAGGUAAACUAAACAUUUCUUUAUACAGCUGCUCGAGGUUUUUAUAGGUGUUUGAUCGCAAACAGCAUUUAAAAACUACAAGGCCACUCUAAAAAAGUUUAAUUUUUUUUUUUUAAUAAAAUUUAUUUCCAUAAAAUCUUAAGCUAAUUUAGGGCUAAGUUAGGUUACAUAGGUUAUUACUCACAUUUUUUGUUUAAAUAAUAAUUAUUUCUUCUGUGAAAUAAAUGGUUUCAUUAUAAAAAUACUACAUAUAAUUCCUUAAAUUGUAAUGAAAUUAUGAUUUCUGAAAUUACAAAAUAGGUAUCUAAGAUUUACAAAUUUUGUUCGAAACAUUGUACUGUGUUAAAAUGUCAGCCUUAUAUUACCUUGUAAAACACAUACAUCAUGCAUUUGGGGUUAAAUACGAUCUUGUUCUUAUAUAUAAGAUAUUUUAUUAUUUUAAUUUUUUAAAUCUAGCUUACUAUGUAUUUAAGGUCGUAGAAUUAUUGAUGUGGUUGUGUAAUUGAGUCACCUACGUGACAAAGGUUGUUUUUGAUGCACGGUGGUUAUGUUCUCGGGUGUAUAUGGUACUUAACACUUAAUUGUAGGUUUCUGAAUGCCUAUUUCAAAAUUUGGAUCCUUGUAUUAUGCCUGAUUUGGAAUAAAAAUGGUUGGUAAAACAGAAUUACCUGGACAUGUCAGAAGUUUUUCAAACUGUAACAUUUUUUUUAUAGUCAUUGAACCUUAUUUUGGUUGUAACAUGAUCUACAUUUAAAACUCUUUGAUGAAUCAGAACAACGUAUACAUUGAACAAAAAAGUUCACACAUCAGUUUAGGUAAGUAAUGGAUGAAAGGUUCAUUGCAAAAAAAUUAAUUACGUAUGUCAUUCAAUUGUACAACAAUUUCUCAUUUUAAGGAUAUUAAUUUUUUUGUAACUUGAUAUUUAGUAUGUCAGGGUUAUACCCUCUUUUAUCGCAUAAUCGUCGCACCCAUAUUUUAGGGCGUUAAAAUUCUGAUAAAAAAACCUCUCGCAUAAACGUCACUUGAUGUUUUUGGUCCCGCUAUUAGAUUCAGAGCGCUUUGUGUGGGUAUUUUUUUCCGUUUAAAAUGAUGUAUUUUAAAAUAGAAAUCUAAUAUUUAUUCGGACAUUACCACUUACUUAUUUAAUUUACGGAAAUACAAAGUUGUCUGACAUGUAAAUUAUCUUUUAAAGAGUUUUUAAACGUUAUAGCCUUCAUCUGUUUGUCAGCGUCACCGCGGAGUACCGCUUACAAAAAUGUAGCCAGUGCUCAUUGCUAUCAUUAAUGUUUGGUUAUGUUGCUUCCCGUGUAGAGCGCGCGCACUUAGCUGAAUAUCGAUAUCUCGCCAAGUGCAUGCAACACGCGCUCUCUAUCAGGUGCUGAGUUAACUACAUUUGAUAGCCCGCACUCUUUCGUAUUGUGUACUACGGUAGUUACGGGUUCGUUUGGCUUGCAUUUGGAUCACAGAUGUUUUUCUAUUAUAAGUUGAAGAAAGGUAUUUGAUGUAUUACUUAUUAAUUUAAAUUAUUUGGCGUGCUCUUUUAUACUUCACUUUUUAAAUAUACGUACUUUCCAUGAACAGGUUUUGAAUAAGUUUAUCUAACAAAAAAAAAUUUUUUUAUGCAUAAUCAGUUGCACCCCUACUUUUCAAACUUGAUUUUAGAAUAAAUUGUGCGACGAUUAUGCGAGAAAACACGGUAAUCCUUAUGGUGAUGAACUAAUUUGAGCAUAAUUCAGCAUAUUUUCUUUAGUUACGCUCGUUUGAAAUUGUAGCACCUUUUUUUCCUCUUAUUAUUAUCUCCUCACCUUGCUGAAAUAUCUCAAGUGUUUGAUGAUUAAUUUUUAGUGGUGAGCUUCAGAAAGUAUACAGUUUUACAAGAGAUUAAUUUGUUUUGUCAUUACUCAUUUUUCAUUACCAAAGGAUAUAAAAUGAGUGUUCACUAUUUAGGUAGGAUUUUUUGCCGCUUGGAAUAUUACACACGAGUUUUGUGUGUGGACAAAACCUAGUAUAACCUGCAAUACAGUUUUAAUAACACAUGCAUUGUUUUGUUAAAACACUGGUUUAAAAAUUUUUCCACCGUGUUGUAAAAUUUUGGGAGCAAAGAUCUGCCCAUCAGCAUCAUGAUACGGGGUACAUAAACUAGUCAAAACUGUACUGCAAGUAAGAAGUACAAGAUAUUAAAAACAAUUAUUAGUAUUGAGCCAGUUCCGAUCUUGAAAUGGAGUCCUUUGAUGGCAUUCCGGAAUUAAAAUGUUGGGGAUCCUUAGGUUUGUGAAAGUUUUCCCACAUGUGGAGCUUUGGUGUGUGUGUGUGUGUGUGUGUGUUUUAAUGAAAUGUUAUUACGUGUGUUGUUACGAAAGAUUGUUAUAUGGUUAUUAACAUGUUACUGAGAGUUACUUAUUUGUUGUAGCAUGGUUCCAUUCCAUUUGUGUUUAAACUCAUGAAGUAAAUAUUUUAUUAAAGCUGGAAUAAUAUAGUGCAUAUCUAUAUAAAUUUAAUUUUUGUAACUUUUAUUUUCUGUGUAAGAAUAUUACUUGAAUAAAGCAGCAGUAAUUUU
Molecule: messenger RNA, 4956 nt
Organism: Bacillus rossius redtenbacheri
Lineage: Eukaryota; Metazoa; Arthropoda; Insecta; Phasmatodea; Bacillidae
Gene: Sply
Product: sphingosine-1-phosphate lyase
Exons: 9
Coding region: 301-1947 (548 amino acids)
Biological process (GO): sphingolipid catabolic process; carboxylic acid metabolic process
Cellular component (GO): endoplasmic reticulum
Molecular function (GO): pyridoxal phosphate binding; sphinganine-1-phosphate aldolase activity
Source: RefSeq, a predicted model, not a curated record